Messenger RNA from Amphiprion ocellaris (clown anemonefish), 1726 nucleotides. RefSeq names its product tumor protein p53 inducible protein 3 (gene tp53i3). The record is from RefSeq and is a predicted model, not a curated record. NCBI's taxonomy places the organism in Eukaryota, Metazoa, Chordata, Actinopteri, Pomacentridae. The transcript has 7 exons. Bases 172 to 1266 code for a protein of 364 amino acids. Gene Ontology annotation, molecular function: quinone binding; NADPH binding; quinone reductase (NADPH) activity.
ACAGCCCCUGUCUUUGGUUAGAGAGCCUCCCCCUCUGGAGUUUGAUCCCUCCCGCGCCAAACAGAGUCUAGUGUUGAAGAUGGCUCAACAAAACUUCCCAAAAAGUCUCUCAGCCUCCUCAAAGCUGAUCAGCUCUUGACUCUGCAGCCUGUUGCCACUGCUGAAACUCAAAUGCAUCACAUCCUGCAAACUGGAAGAUUUUUGUUAAGAAGCCAAACAGCCUGGCACGGGUGUUCGAGUGUUGCCAAUAUGAUGCAGGCGGUGUGUGUUGACGUACCUGGAGGUCCAGAGAGUUUGUUACUGCGAAGCGUCUCCAGACCUCAACCUAAAGAUGGAGAAGUCCUGAUCAAAGUUCAUGCAGCUGCUCUCAACAGGGCAGAUUUACUACAGAGACGAGGCCUUUACCCACCUCCCCCGGGUGAGAGUGACAUCAUGGGCCUGGAGGUCGCCGGUACCGUGGAUUCUCUGGGUCCAGGAGUGAAAAUGGACUGGAAGCCAGACGACCGGGUCAUGGCUCUGCUCUGUGGAGGAGGAUAUGCAGAAUAUGUUUCUGUCCCCGAAGAGCUUCUCAUGUCUGUUCCCUCUAAUCUGACCCUCAGCCAGGCUGCUGCCAUCCCAGAAGCCUGGCUCACUGCGUUUCAGCUGCUGGUUUUUAUAGCCCAGGUGAAGGAGGGUGAGGUGGUUCUGGUUCAUGCUGGAGGCAGCGGAGUCGGAACCGCCGCCGUCCAGCUGGUUCGUCUGUUUGGUGCCGUUCCCGUCGUCACUGCAGGGAGCGAAGAGAAACUGAAGAUGGCCGAGAAACUGGGAGCAGCAGCUGGAUUCAACUACAGAGAAGAGAGUUUUGCAAAAGGAGUUCAGGACUUGACAGGAGGUAAGGGGGCAAACGUCAUCCUGGACUGCAUCGGUGGCUGCAACUGGGAGCAGAAUGUGAGCUGUUUAUCUGUGGACGGCCGCUGGGUUCUGUACGGGACGAUGGGAGGCCGAGCCGUGGAGGGAGACCUGCUGGGUAAACUGCUCUCCAAGCGAGGCCACUUGCUCAGCAGCCUCCUUCGCUCUCGCAGCCUUCAGUACAAAGCGGACCUGGUAAAGGCUUUUUCACACAGAGUUUUACCACAUUUCUCAGCUCAGUCGGCUUCCUUGAGGCCAGUGAUCGACAGCAGCUUCAGUCUGGAGGACGUCGCAGAGGCUCACAGACACAUGGAGGCCAACAGAAACAUGGGAAAGAUUAUUAUUAAUGUGAUUCCGCCUAAACAGGGAACUCAGUGAUUAAAGCCUGCAGUAAAACGCAAUGAACACUAUGUCUUAUGAAUCUUACAACACAGUUUCACAUGAAAUCUAUUUGUCAUGUAGAUAUGCAUUAUCCACCAAUAAAAUGGUUCAAAUACAACCUUUUUUUAUUGCUCUUUCUUCUGUAGUGAAGAUUAUAUAAUGCUAAAUGUUAUUAUCUGUUCAUACUGGAGGCUGCAGCAGAAUCACAGCUACAGUCACUAUCAUUUUCUAUUAUAGAUCUUAUGAAAUAUAACAAGAAGGCAGUGGAAAAAACAAGUAUUUUCCAAUUUAAAUUUGAUGCUGGCUCCUUGUCAGCUGUGCAGUAGUAGAAAAGUACAUUAAACACAGUAACCUUACACUUCAAACUUUUCCAAGAACAAUUUAAUGCCUACUUAUUGUUUCAAUGUGAAAUAAAAUGAGUGAAAGUAACAGAUAUUAAAGCUUGACUACAACAGGG